AUGGAAUAUUCAUGGUAUAUUUACUGUUCAAUUGAAAUGCUUCUUAUGACCAUUCCAUACUAUGGAAUUAAUCUUUAUGAUUAUCUUACGAAAUCGAAACCAUGGAGACGUGAAAUACAAAAACGCAAGCCGCAAGGUAUUGAAUUAAAGGAAGCAUCUGUUCUCUCGCAUUCAAUCACUCAUUUGCUCAUUCGUUCAUCGGUAUGGUACUUUCAUCUUCAUCAUUCAACAAUGUCCAACAUGAAUUCGAUCUCAUUGGUCUCGUUUGUAUUGAAAAUGAUUCUCUAUGAUGGUUUAGGAACAGUUUUCCAUCAAUAUCAACAUUCGUCCUACGGUCGAGUAUUCAAUCAUUUAAAACAUCAUCAACUACGUACACCCACAUUAGCAAGUUCCGCAUAUUUGUCAUUAGGAGAAUUAGUUUUGAGUAACCAUAUCGGCUGGAUCAUCAUUGGUUUUAUUCCAGGCUCGUUUUGGGAUCAUUGUUUAUUUUUAGUUAUUUCAUCAUUAAUUAAACGGUUGUGUCACAGUAAUCAUGAUCAUCCAUGGGAAAACACAAAAGUGUAUCGUUGGCUGAGAUUAGUUGGUUCACAUGAACACCAUGUACAUCAUUUACAUCCGAAUAAAAACUUUGCUGAUUUGUUUAUUUUCUGGGAUAAACUAUUCGGCACUUUUCUCGACCCGAAAUAUGUCAAUGGAAUUUAUAAAUAUGAUCAAGUCAAAGCAAACUAA
Molecule: messenger RNA, 729 nt
Organism: Adineta ricciae
Lineage: Eukaryota; Metazoa; Rotifera; Eurotatoria; Adinetida; Adinetidae
Source: the annotation of a GenBank genome assembly